AUGGCAGCGCUCUUCACCAUAAAAGCGUUCUGUACUGAUGCAUUUGAUCAGCACAUCCUUAUCAAGAGCGUUAAUACUACCACGGUGGUUUACAUCAACCAUAUGGGGGGUAGGAAGAAGGAGUGCAACGCUACUGCCAGAGAGCUGUGGAUGUGGUGCACUGAGAGGAAGCUCUUUGUUACAGCUACUUAUUUGCCUCGUGCACUCAACGUGCGAGCAGAUGCAGAGAGCUGUGGAUGUGGUGCACUGAGAGGAAGCUCUUUGUUACAGCUACUUAUUUGCCUCGUGCACUCAACGUGCGAGCAGAUGCACAGAGCCCAGGGGACCACUCAUCAGCCACCCGAAUCCGGAAAAAGUAAACAAACUGCCGGAAAUGAGACUGGUGGCAGCCUUGGUCGGGAAUCAGGAGAGACUGAUGAGGAGCUCGAUCACAUUGCCAAGGACGUUCUUUCGGCAGCAUGGCGGGAUGGAACGAAAAAGCAAUACAAUGGUUACUUGCUUAAAUGGUUCACCUUUUGUAACGAACGGAACUGUGACCCCAUGGUUCCGGAUGUUAACCUAGCCCUACGUUUCCCGACUUCCCUAUAUAAAAAGGGACUGGGGUACUCAGCGAUAAACACCGCUGGGUGUGCUUUAUCGGGCAUUAUCACUGUUGAUGGAAAGCCGUUUGGGACUAUUUAUGUGGUGAAUAAGUUCAUGAGAGGCUUGUUUAAUCUUAGGCCUGCGCUGCCUAAGGCAGUGGUGACUUGGGACGUUUCUGUGGUUCUAGCACACCUCAGGUCUCUGUCACCUGUGACAGAGCUGUCCCUAAAACAGCUUUCCAUCAAAGUGGUAAUGCUCAUGGCAUUACUUACCGGGGCCCGGUGCCAGACACUGCAUCUAAUAGACAUCAGAAAUAUAUCCUUAUCAGAGACCGUAUUAAAGAUUCGCUUUGGUGACUUGCUGAAGCAGACAAGACCUUGGUUUCAGCAAGAAGAGCUUGUUAUCAAUGCUGAUGCGCCGGAUAGGCGGUUGUGUCUAUGUGCAGCUCUAUUGGAGUAUCUGAAGCGAACGGAGUUCUUGAGAGGCGAGCAUAAAAGCCUGUUUAUUAGCUCCAUUAAGCCUCAUGGACCAGUGGCUAAGGACACUAUAUCCAGAUGGGUGAAAGAGGUGAUGAAGGAAGCAGGUGUGGACACCGAUAUAUUUAGCCCGCAUAGUGUUCGGGGUGCUGCAACGUCUAAAGCCAAGCUAGCUAAGGUAGCCAUAGCUACUAUAUUGAAAACUGCAGGAUGGUCUGGGGAAAGGACAUUUGCUAAAUUCUACGAUAAGAAAAUUGUUCAUGAGGGACAAUUCGGUGAGGCUAUCUACAAGCAAUAG
This is a messenger RNA of Lineus longissimus, 1356 nucleotides long. RefSeq lists its product as uncharacterized. Gene Ontology annotation, molecular function: DNA binding. NCBI's taxonomy places the organism in Eukaryota, Metazoa, Nemertea, Pilidiophora, Heteronemertea, Lineidae. The record is from RefSeq and is a predicted model, not a curated record. Gene Ontology annotation, biological process: DNA recombination; DNA integration. The transcript is spliced from 2 exons. Bases 1 to 1356 code for a protein of 451 amino acids.